Molecule: messenger RNA, 2129 nt
Organism: Xyrauchen texanus (razorback sucker)
Lineage: Eukaryota; Metazoa; Chordata; Actinopteri; Cypriniformes; Catostomidae
Product: hairy/enhancer-of-split related with YRPW motif protein 1-like
Exons: 5
Coding region: 56-1024 (322 amino acids)
Biological process (GO): regulation of neurogenesis; regulation of transcription by RNA polymerase II; anterior/posterior pattern specification
Cellular component (GO): nucleus
Molecular function (GO): DNA-binding transcription factor activity, RNA polymerase II-specific; protein dimerization activity; RNA polymerase II cis-regulatory region sequence-specific DNA binding
Source: RefSeq, a predicted model, not a curated record
CUGGCUCGACUGACAGACGAACGAAGAGGAUACACGUUUACAGAUUGUUGCGAAAAUGAAGAGAAAUCAUGAUUUUAGCUCCUCAGACAGCGAGCUGGAUGAGAAUAUUGAAGUGGAGAAGGAGAGCGCAGAUGAAAACACUGGCGGGAAUUCUCCUCUUGGAUCAUUGUCUCCAUCCACAACUUCUCAAGUGCAAGCGAGGAAACGUCGGAGAGGGAUCAUUGAGAAACGUCGUAGAGACAGAAUAAAUAACAGUCUGUCUGAACUGCGUAGACUAGUGCCAAGCGCCUUUGAGAAACAGGGCUCUGCUAAACUAGAAAAGGCAGAGAUUUUGCAGAUGACUGUGGAUCAUUUAAAGAUGCUCCAUGCUGCUGGUGGAAAAGGUUACUUUGAUGCUCAUGCACUAGCCAUGGAUUACCGUGGGCUGGGUUUCCGUGAGUGUCUAGCGGAGACAGCUCGUUACCUUAGUAUCAUCGAGGGACUGGACAACACUGACCCCCUCCGUAUCCGGUUGGUAUCCCACCUGAACAGUUACGCCUCCCAGAGAGAGGCUCACUCCAGUUUGGGUCACUUGGCAUGGGGAUCUGCAUUUGGAACACCCCCUGGCCAUCUGGCUCACCAUCUUCUCCUGCAACAGCAGCAGCACCAGCAGGGGGUGCCACCCCCACGCAGCACCAGCAGCCCUCCAUCCUCGAAUUCGUCAUCACCUUCCUCCUCAUCUCCAUCUGCAUCCUCCACAAAGCCGCAUGCCCUCAGCAGGCUGACUGGUAAAAUGAUCACCGAGGCAGGGCAGACCAGGCCACUCAGGGUACCGCCCAGUGCCUCCCUGCCCCCUGGGCUCACACCAGUUUCUGCAUCCAAGCUUUCUCCUCCCCUCCUGACGUCACUUUCUAGCCUGUCAGCAUUUCCCUUCCCACUCAGCGCAUUUCCUCUACUGUCCCCGAGUUCACUGGCCCCUGCAACUCCCUCCAGCAGCCUGGGGAAGCCCUACAGGCCUUGGAGCAUGGAAAUAGGGGCCUUCUGAACUCUACAAAAACAUUACACUCUGAACUCUGAAGUCAGUUAGAAAUUUCUUGUAAUUUUCUGUAAUAUCUGACUAUUUGGAAGAGAUGGACAUGCAAGACUUUCUCUCUAUAAAAAGGGAAAAGGCAAACACAGAACUGAUAAACUUGUCUUUUAAAACUGAGAGGGGUUCUGCAGAUGUUCAGGGUCUCGUCCAUCAGUUCCAAACUAUUUUAGUUUGUUGUCCCUCAGAAGAGCAAGGUACAAUGCAGGUACCUGCCUUACCUUGCUAUUGAAGUGAAGACAGAGAGAAAGAGAGAGAGAGAGUAAUUUGGAACAAAAGCAAUGCCUUACUUAAUGGGGUAAAACUCAAACCAGAAGCUAGUUUCAUUAUGAAUAAUAAUAGUUUUAAAGCCCUUUGCUCACAUAAAAUAUAGAUUUGUAUCCUAUAUUUUUACAUCAAGCAGAGAGUUUAAUGGCAAGAUAUUGUAAAAUACCUUUAAGACAAAGUAUGAUCUUAUAAAGGCAUCUUAUUUGAGAAAAAAUGUCCAGCAUCGGCAUUAUAUUGAGCGACUAUGCAAUCAAACUGAUGUUUUGCAACUUUCCCUCUGCAAUUCUACAAAACCUAUGCAACAGAACCUGUCUCAACUGAACUUGAUUAACAAAAAUAGUACUUUAUUUUUAUAAAGAUUUUAAAGAAUUUUGGUCAGUGACCUGCAAUGUUUGUGCUGUGUUUAUUUGUAUGAAAUGUCAUGAGAUUGCUGUUGGCAGAGACGGACCACUGCUACAUCUGAUACUAUUUCAAAAGUGACAGUCUCUCAGAACUGCACUAAUUUAACUCUAAUGAACGGCACUAUUAGGUUAGUGAAUAACAGAAUUGUGCAUUCAUGCACACACUAUCCCUCAUCCUUGCCCCAAAUAAUCUCUCUCUCUCUCUCUGUGUCAACUGUACUUGAGGAGCAGAAACCAGAUAAUUUUUGUAUUGUAAUAGGGAAAUUUGCACUGGAAAAAUCAUAUAUCUCCAGUAAGACUAGGGGAAUAGAUGUUAAAGGAAGAGAUGGUGUGGUACUGUGCCUGUGUCUCACUAACCUGUGUGACUUUCCUGUAAUAAAAUGAAUAUGUGUAGC